AAAUCAAAGUAAAAUUUUUUGGGUGAAGCGAAGUCAUGGAAAUCGGCCGAAAGAUUUUUACCCAGUUAAGCAAAGACCCUCUCUCGCCCUCGGGCUCUCAGUGGGACUACUCUCCUCCAUACUCGCUUGAAUGUGGGCAAACACUCUAGGGUUUUCUCUCUCUUGCCUUGCAUGGCAGCUCGUCUUUCAGCCAUUACAUUCACAGAAUUUUGGGAAGUGGUUACCAGAUGCCUCCGGUAGUACUGUAGUAGCAUAUCCUCCUUAAAUAAAAGCACCAUUUUUUGUCAUGGAGAUUGGAGUUGUCUUGGCAUUUUAGUGUGGAGGUUGAAUCAAUAAUUUUUGGAUUGCAACACAAGAUUGCCUCAGACUUCAAGAGGUGAAGUGCUUUUGGAUUGCAAUAUAGAAGUUUCAUGGACUUCGGUGAUGCCUGUUGACAUUAAUUUUAUGCCAAUCUACAGUUGUUCGUCAAAGAAGCUCUUGGAAAGACCUCCUCGGCUGCAUUAUAGUCUGUCUUGCUUCUGGAUGACCUGUUCGACCAUAAAAGUUGUGUGUUUGGAGGGAUGAAUUUUAAGAGUACGUAAUUUCUGUGAUAACUGGGAAUUUUGUGAUUGAAGUUGCGGAGAACUUGUAAUAUAGCACGUGUGUGGAACUUUCUACAGGCCGGAAAUUGAAGAUCGUGCAGUAGAAGAUAUGAUUUCUUGGAACUGAGGUUUCUUAUAUUUUGAAUCCCAUAAGUCCUCGAGAAAUUUUCUUACCUUUCCAAUUUCUAGUGAAUGAAGAUUGGAACAAGCGAGGAACACCGAGGAGAGAGUGAACAUAAGCUCUGCUUAAGCACUUAGCUUAAAAAAACAAAUUCAUAGUGUAGCCGAGCAAAGCGUACCAGUGUGAAGCCUGUGGAUCGUCAAAAAGGGCGUUUUCCUGCUCUGCAUAAAUUUCUUGUUGCAUCCUUUUACUCAACAAGGAGCGGGUUAUGAUAUGUCAAGAUGCUAUUUGAAGAGAUUUGAGGAUAUCCAGUGCAGUGCUUCCUAUAUUCAUAAUUGUUGGCAUGUGAGGAACUCUUGGAUGAUAUUUCAAUCUGGCGUGGCUUAAAGGUUGGUGGGAAAUUGGGCUCUUGUGGUCAUGUAGAUCUAUGGGAUCGAGAGGAAUUAACAUUUGAUCAUAGUGGAUUCAACUGCAUUGAACUUAAGGAAGCUGUGCUGCUGUGUGUGUAAACGACAUGAGCAGAAGCGGCAGAACACGUAGCUCAAAGUCGGAUACAAAAGAAGAUUACCCAGGAGAUACACAGCAUGGUAUCAGGCGUCGGAAACCUGGGGAUUCUUUUUGUUAUAACAAAUCACAAACCAGGAAACAUUUCCCACAGCUUGAUUGUGUUAGUGAUUCAGAACGCAAUGGUGUUGAAUACAGUAACAAAAGUGACAGAGAAUUUCCAGAUGCCGCACUGGCAUGGAAUAGAGAUGGAAGUUACAGCACAAAAAUGUCACCUGGUCUUGAGGACCGGAGGCAACAAUACCACAGUCACUCCCCUCGAACUGGUUUGGGCAGAUCAUACGGGAGUCGGAGCAGGAGCAGGAGUCCGCCAGGUGGUCUUAGCCGGGAAUCAGGAGUGCAUGGAAGAAAUAAUGCAGCUCAAACUUGUAGAGAUUUUGCUGCCGGUAGAUGCAGGAGAGGUGAUCAUUGCCCAUAUCUUCAUCAAGGUGACAGAGAGUACGAGGAUAGGAGAUGUACUGAUGAGGGUUGGACAAAUAGCUGGAAAAGUAGAGACAAGAUGGAAGAUAGGAGGGAGUACUUGCAGAGUAUAGGGAGAUCUAAUGAUCUCUGCAGUGAUUUUAUUAAGGGCAAGUGCUAUAAGGGCAAAUCUUGCCGAUUUUCUCAUAAUGUUGCUUCAGGUAAAGAUUCCGGGAAAGAAGUGUUUCUAGGAAGGGAAAAUUUCGGAAGUAGACAUGCAUGUUUUGACCACAGUAGGUUGCAGGAACCCGAUAAGAGAGGUGAUAUCCCUUGCAUAUAUUUUGCUGUGGGAAAUUGCCGCAAAGGGAAAUUUUGCAGAUUUUCUCAUGAUGGCAAGACUGAAAAUCCCAAUGACAAGUCACAGGAUGAUUGGAGGAGGCCAAGCAGCGAUUCAGAUGUUGUGGAACAAACAGGAGAACAUCUAAGGCAGAGAGGCGCAAUUCUGUCGGACCAUGCAAAGUUGCUUGAGUGGGAUGAAGACAUAUAUGGAAAGGUUGGUGCUCAUGAACACAGAGAUGCUACAUAUCCUAGGGAUGGUAGAUGGGUGGGUAGUUUUAACAUUGGGAACAGAUCAUUAGGUCACCCACCAAAUAACAGUGGAGCAGUAGAUUGCAAUCAUACGGAGUAUCUCCAGCCAAACAACAGAACUACUGCUGGUUCAGGUGGCGUUGAAUCAAAUGGUGCUGAAAGUUGGUUUGCUGAUAUGGAAGUUUCGUCUCCAUGGAAUUCUAGGCAAUCUUCAGGCCAUGUUGUUAAAGAAGAGAGUGGUCAAAUAGGCCAGACAACAUUUAAAUCUUUUCAAAUGUAUGAACAAAACAUAACAGGGGAAAUGUUAGGCCAGAAACAUCAAGCUAUUGCAGCUACGCCAUCAAUGACAUCUGACAAUGUUUAUUUCCAUUCAACAAAAGUUUCGAGAGAAGAUGCAGGUUCUUUUGCAACUAGUGAUUGUCCUGUGUCAAACGUUGAUCCAAAAUAUUCUGCAAUGGAACAGAAUGGUCAUUGUUCAAGGGAGUGUCUUCAGCCAAAAGAUGAAAGUAUUGCAAGUUUGGUUGUCUGUGAAUUAAAGGGUGCUCAAGAUUGGUUUGCUGAUAUGGAAGUUUCUUCCCCAUGGAAUCCUGGGCAAUCUUCAAGCUGCAUUCUUAAACAAGACAGUGGUCAAAUUGCCCAGACAACACAAUCUGUAGUUCCUACUCUGCCGUCUUUACAAACGGAUCUACAAGUCAUAACUGGGGAAAUGUUUGGUCAGAAGCAUCAAGUUGUUGCAACUAUCCCACCAAUGGUAUCUGGAAAAUCUUAUUUUCAAUUGAAACCAAGUUCAAAGGAAGACCCAGGUUCUAUUUCAAGUGAUUAUCCUGUUCCAAGCACCUUUCCAGGAGGACAAAAUCAGCAUACAUUACCUCUUUAUGGUCCUAGAGGUAAAAUUACUAUCAGUGCAGAAAAUCGACCACUUUUUGAGGAUGGAAAAUCACUUGGCAAACCUGAUGCUGUAAGUGGUAACAAAUCAGGACUCCCUACUAAAAUUUUACCAACUCAAAACAUUUUAAGCAGGGAGCAACUUUCACAAUUUGCCAACCUUUCAGCUUUGUCUCAGUUACAUGGAAAUGUUCACCAACUGCCUCAUUUAGGUUCUGUUCCCAAUCCCCCAAAGUCAAUUACAAAUGUGUCGCCCAGUUCCGUUACUGGUUUUGAUAGGCAGUAUGAUCCUCUAAUUGAUAGCAUUGAGCCAGUUCAAUGCCAUAAUAACCUAACCCUUGGAGAAUUAUUGCCAAGUCCUUCGGAAGGAAAAGUCAUUGUUGGUGAUCAACGAGAAGUACCAUCAAAAGAUUUAUUGUCUUCUCCUACUGUUGAGGGAAACAAUGGAACGACAGUGGAGGAAAGCAAAAAAGCACAGGAGAAUGGGUCAUUGGAGAAUGUGAAUGGAGAUGGUAGGAUUGAUGAAGGCGAGAAAAAGAGUAAUGGGAAGGCCAUCCGGGCAUUUAAGUUUGCACUUGCGGAGUUCGUUAAGGAGAUUCUGAAACCAAAGUGGAAGGAAGGUGAAAUUAACAGAGAGUCAUACAAGGCUAUUGUGAAGAAAGUGGUUGAUAAAGUGACUGGAAGCGUCCAAGGGGCUCAUAUUCCUCAGUCCCAAGAGAAAAUUGACAAUUAUCUCUUAUCUUCAAAGCUGAAGGUCACCAAACUUGUAGAGGCAUAUGUGGAGAAACAGCAGAAGAUAAAAACAUAAAGCUCUCACACUGCCUUUCUCCGAGCGCCCCCCCCACUUUUGUCUUCCCUUUUCUUUAUUUUUUUCUUCUUCUCUAUUUUAAACUAUAAUAUACGGCAAACGGAUAAAGCUAUUUCGUGCAUAUUCAAGGUUUUUUAGCCUAAAAAUAUAUAUCUCUCUCUCUCUCUUGCACGUGCGAGCAUGUGUGUAAUGUAUUGGUUUGGAAACAGUUCAGCCAGUCUUUGGACCCCUGCGAACGCGUACAUUAGUGUUCAUUCAUAGCUUCUCUUCAAGAUGUUGGUAAUUUGUUUUUGGUGCAACUGUUCUCAGUGUUCACUCUGUGUUGUGAGAGUGUGCAAAGAGAAGUGACUUGUGGACUAGCAGAAAAUGUCUAUGCGAAAUUUUGGCAAGCUAAAGUACAAGUGACUUUGUGAUUCAUGAAUUACAAGUGUUGCCUGAAGUUUGUCAGAGUUUGGUUGUA
Rhododendron vialii is the source of this 4406-nucleotide messenger RNA. RefSeq lists its product as uncharacterized. Gene Ontology annotation, molecular function: metal ion binding. The record is from RefSeq and is a predicted model, not a curated record. NCBI's taxonomy places the organism in Eukaryota, Viridiplantae, Streptophyta, Magnoliopsida, Ericales, Ericaceae. Bases 1217 to 3946 code for a protein of 909 amino acids. The transcript is spliced from 6 exons.